Messenger RNA from Rana temporaria (common frog), 4910 nucleotides. RefSeq names its product DLG associated protein 3 (gene DLGAP3). NCBI's taxonomy places the organism in Eukaryota, Metazoa, Chordata, Amphibia, Anura, Ranidae. Gene Ontology annotation, cellular component: postsynaptic specialization; glutamatergic synapse. Gene Ontology annotation, biological process: signaling. The record is from RefSeq and is a predicted model, not a curated record. The transcript is spliced from 14 exons. Bases 652 to 3633 code for a protein of 993 amino acids. Gene Ontology annotation, molecular function: molecular adaptor activity.
GGAUUUCCAAGCAGGGCUGGAUUGUGUGCUGUUGUUGGUCCAGCGUGCUGUGGCAGGUCCAGGGAAAGUUUGAUCUGAUGUGAGUCAGGGAUGCUGUGUCUCCUUGCUGUAGUCAGUCCUGGAAUCCUGGUUCCUUUGUUUCCUUCUCUCCCUCAUCCUAGACAUAGACACUGCUCCUGCUCUGCUUGACUAGGAGCCCAGCUAUCCUGCACUGCAGUACAAACCCAGGUCUCCUCCCCUCUCCUAUCUCCCCCACUACCUUAGCAUCACCAUCCAGGGGAAGGCACGCUCUGCCCAACUUUCUGCUCGUGCCAACCCCACCGGGGUUCUCCUUCUCAUUCAACAUCAUUCCAGCUGUGUCUGCACAGAGAAGAUGCGCUACACCCCGGAUGGGCAGGAGCUGGCGGGGUGACGAGAUUUUAGACACAGCUGACUGGGAACAACCAACAUCUUUUGCAACAUUCCGUGAUGACUUACCUUCUUGAAGAUGGUGCAACAGCUCACCAAGGCUCAUGACGGGGGAUCCCGUGAGUGGUGUGACUGGAGCUUCACAGACCAUGAAGUCAGCGGGAUGUUAGAGUCAGUCUCAGAGUGGUAGACCCAGAGAGCUGGGAAUGGCAGGAAAGAUGCCGUGUGUUCAGUAUUAACAGGAUGAAAGGUUACCAUGGGGAAGGCAGCCAGUUACAGCCUCCAUGUUACUGCAUCCCCGAAGGCAGAGAGAGAGUAUUGGAUUUCCCUCAUCACAUCCCAGAUUUCCACAAGUCCUAUCCGCGCAGCGCCUCUGAGUCUUGUUCCCUUGAUCUGCACUAUUGUCCUCCUCGGAGUGUUGCUGUGACACAAGAUUGUCCAGGUGGUCCUGUGAGUAUGCCAGAGCCACGGGCCUCCAGUGGUGGUACUUACCCCAGAAUGCACCACAACCCCCAACAGUUCGACUGCGAUGAAUGUAUGGCCGCCAUUGCUCACACCUCCAGCAAGAUCAACCGCUUGCCCCCUACACUGUUGGACCAGUUUGAGAAACAGCUACCCCUACAUCAUGAUGGCUUCCACACCUUACAGUACCAACGUACCAGCACGACAGAGCAACGUAGUGAGAGUCCAAGUCGCAUUCGCCACCUUGUGCACUCAGUACAAAAGCUGUUUGCUAAAUCCCACUCAUUGGAGACACCCUCUAAGAGGGAAUACAAUGGUAUGCGAUAUGAAGGACGUGGAGGAGGAGAAGGCUACCAGCACUCCCAGCCUCGUCACAGUAAGAGAAGCAAAAGUAAAGACCGCAAGUCAGAUCCCAAGCACCGAUCAAAGAUGGCAGGGUGGUGGAGCUCUGAUGAUAACCUUGACAGCGACAGCAGUUUUCUGGUGUCGGCACGUCAUGCCAUGGAGCAUGGAGCUCCCUUUGGAGUGGACACUCCUGAAAGUGCCUUCAGAGACUUAACCUUGAAGAGUCUAAAGAGUGGAGGCGGGGAGGGAAAAUGCUUGGCCUGUGCUGGGAUGUCAAUGUCCCUAGAUGGGCAAACGCUUAAAAGGAGCACAUGGCACACAAUGACCGUCAGUCAGGCACGGGAAGCAUAUCCAGGCUCAGGCCACCAUCAAGACAAAAUGCUGAUGCUUCAGGAGGCCAAGGGGAAAGAGCGAGGAUAUCAUUACCUGCAGGUACCACCAGAUGAAUGGGGGGGAUACCCAGCACCUGGAAAAGAAGGAGAAAUACCCUGCCGAAGAAUGAGAAGUGGCAGCUACAUCAAAGCCAUGGGGGAUGAUGACAGUGGAGACUCUGAUACCAGCACCAAAAUGUCACCACCCAAAGGUGCUAACCGGCGUGAAAGAUAUCGCAGGUCUUCAAGCGUUGACCAUCCCAGAACCAAGUUUCCAUGUAAGCGAUAUUCUGACUCAUGUUUCUGUAACUGUCCCAGCUGCUGCACUACACCUAAAAUUCAUCAAAGGGGACACGGCUAUGGUCUCUCCAUCACGGGUCAACGGUUCCGGCACUCAUUGGACACCUGCGCUCGUGGCAUCAUCGCGUAUCCAGACCUAGGAAGUGGCCUAUAUGAUCCCCGAGAUGUUUUUGAUAAGCACUGUUAUUCUCCUGAUUUUAUUAAGGGUGAGAUAAACCACCAAUCAGGAGCUACAUGUGGAUCCGUGUUCAGUGAAGUGGAAUCUCAUGCCGUAGAAGCCUUGGAUCUCCCUGGCUGUUUUCGAAUGCGCAGUCACAGCUACCUCCGAGCCAUCCAAGCUGGUUGCUCACAGGAUGAUGAUUGCAUAUCUGUCUUCUCCAUGUCUGGCCCAUCAGGACAAACUCUUGCCAGCAGCAUCCUUAAGCCCAACACUUCCUUCAGUUACCGCAAAGCCCCACCACCCAUCCCACCAAGGCUCCUUUCCAAGCCUCUCAUCUCGGUUACAGCCCAAAGUAGCACAGAAUCAACACAUGAAACCUUUCUGCACAAUGAGCCAACACGAUUACCUUGGUCCAAAGAUGGCAAGGUCCAUUGCAAUUCUAGUGAAAGUCUAGAGGGAACUAAGGCCAGAAAUUUGUCUUUGGACUUGGCUACUGUCCAACAGCGAACUUCACCCAAACCUUCCACUGUGAUUAGCAAAGCCCUACCACUGGUGAAGAGGGAGGAGCUUAAGAGUGCCGCGAGGCAGAGAAAAUGGCGUCCAUCCAUUGGUGUACAGGUUGAGACCAUCUCAGAUUCAGACACAGAAGGAAAGAGCAGGAGAGAAUUUCAUUCUAUAGGGGUACAAGUGGAAGAUGACAGAAGGAAAGCCAGGUUUAAGCGUUCUAACAGUGUGACAGCAGGAGUGCAAGCUGACUUAGAGCUUGAAGGCUUCCCAGGACUAACUGUUCCCACUGAAGACAAGGGCCUGCAAUUUGGCUGUUCAUUUCAGCGUCAUUCCUCUGAGCCCUCAGACACCAGCCAGCAGUAUUCAGUGUAUAAGACAGUGCACACACAGGGCCAGUGGGCAUACAGAGAGGACUAUCAAAUGCAGUAUGAUACAGCAGAAGAAGCUCGUCAAGAAUCCUGGAUUGAUAGAGCUACUCGCAGCCUGCCAGACUCUGGAAGAGCAUCUCCUUGUCAUCGUGAUGGGGAGUGGUUCAUUAAGAUGUUGCAGGCAGAAGUGGAAAGGAUGGAAGGAUGGUGUCAACAAAUGGAGAGAGACGCAGAAGAAUAUGACAUACCAGAAGAAAUUUUGGAGAAGAUUCGCAGUGCAGUUGGAAGCUCUCAGCUCUUGAUGUCUCAGAAAGUGCAACAGUUUUUCCGGCUCUGCCAGCAGAACAUGGAUCCCACGUCAUUCCCUCUUCCUACUUCUCAAGACCUAGCAGGUUUCUGGGAUCUCCUCCAACUUUCAUUUGAAGAUGUGGGGAUGAAGUUUGCAGAGUUGCAGCAGCUAAAGGAAAAUGGAUGGAAGCUAUUGGAAACCAAGGAGGAGAAGAAGCUUCCUCCUCCAAUACCAAAGAAGCCACUCCGUCAGAAAGUGCAUCCAGUCAAAGACCGGUCUUUGGACUCCGUUGAUCGCCAGAGGCAAGAGGCUAGGAAGAGGCUGUUGGCAGCCAAACGUGCUGCCUCAUACCGGCACAACUCUGCCACAGAAAGUGCUGACAGCAUAGAGAUUUAUAUUCCUGAAGCUCAGACAAGACUGUGAAGAGGACAAUGUACACUAUCCUUUUGUACGCGCUGUAUAUAAAAAUAUACAUAUAUACAUAGAGAAUAUUUAGAGAUUAUUCUAAGAAAACAAAAACACUGAAAAAAUGACCACAGCUGUGUAAUUCUGGGGAGGUACCUUUUAACCCAAACCAAACUAACCCAUCAUCAAAAGACCCUCCCCUUUAAAGGGCAGAGCUAGAUAACCAAUCAGUGCUGUUUCCACUGCUGAGGCUGGAGAAAUUUGUCUAAAGCUCCAGCCCUCUCCCCUUCCCAAUCUCCCCUCCCCCUCCUCCUAAAUCUCAUAUGUAGCUUGAAAUAUGGACAUGCUGCAUUGUGUAGCAGUACUGAGUAUGACCACAUUUAACCACUGUGUCAAAGUCUUAUUACAUUUAGAGCGAAUCAAAUAUUAGGCAUUAAAUGCUUAUAGGCCCAUAAAGCCAAACUAGAGGAGAUAUUUUGAAGAAUGUUUGACCUAAACAUCUUAUUUUUAGAUACAUGGGAAUACUCUGUAUUGGGCUGCAAUGCAGUUUGUUCUGUUUGUGCUAGGUAGUGUUUAAUAGCUGUGUGAACCUGCUAUGUACUGGUUCUUGCAUGUUUGAAAACACAGGUAUCUCACUAUGGUGGGAAAAGUAUAUACACAAAUAGGACAAGAAGGCAUUUUUCUUAUUAAGGUUUCUGGUUGUAUAAACUAUAGUAAAUAUAAGGGUACACUGCAAAAUAACUUGCCAUCAUGUCCAUUUUAAGAAAAAAACUGGUGGUCACUGCAGCUUUGCAAAGUUUCCAGUCAAAAUGAAUGAGAAUUUUUUGUUCAACUUUGUUUUUUGUUGUUGUUUUUUUUUUUUUGGAAACUCAUACAAGUAAUACAGUAAUAAACAAGUUAAUAUCACUGUCUCUCACAUCCGGAUCUAGUGAGCUGUAUUAUCUCACUUAGGGUGUAAAAUAUUAUAAAAUUCUAAUUUCUAGAGAUUUUUUAAUUCAAUGCACUGUCCUUACAUUUUCCUGUAACUCUGACCUUAGGUGUGGAUACUAUACUCUUAGAGAUAUGCAUUUCGGCAUACUCAUUUCAAAAAGCAUACUAGAGUAAAGCCACCUGAUUACAAUUGUCUACACAGUGCCAAUUGUAAUAUCCAUCAGUAGUUUUUAAUAUGCUUUAACCAAACAUUACAGACAGACCACUUAAACAAUUCCAAUUCAAAUAUUAUAGCAUAAAUUACUGUGGAUGCAAGCAUAUUCUCACUGGGCCAGAUCCACAUACAUGUAGAAUGGCGCAGCGUA